ACCAACAAAAAAAAAGAAAAAAAUUUCUGUCAACAAUGGCCAUGCCUGAAAAUUUAACGAGAGAACAAUGUCUCUAUUUAGCAAAACUAGCCGAACAAGCCGAACGUUACGAAGAAAUGGUUAAAUUCAUGGAAAAACUCGUUAUCGGGUCGGGUCAAUCCGAGCUAACCGUUCAAGAACGAAAUCUCUUAUCCGUUGCGUAUAAGAACGUAAUCGGUCGCUCCGAGCCUUGGAGGAUAGUUUCGUCAAUUGAACAAAAAGAAGAAGGUAGGAAGAACGAUGAACAUGUGGUAUUAGUGAAGGAUUAUAGAUCUAAAGUUGAAUCUGAACUAAGUGAUGUUUGUGCUGGGAUUUUGAAGAUUUUGGAUCAGCACUUGAUACCUUCGGCUAAUUGUGGUGAAUCGAAAGUGUUUUAUUUGAAGAUGAAAGGAGAUUAUUAUCGUUAUUUAGCUGAGUUUAAAGUUGGUAAUGAACGUAAGGAUGCUGCUGAGGAUACUAUGCUUGCUUACAAAGCUGCUCAGGACAUUGCUCUUACGGAGCUUGCCCCAACACAUCCGAUACGACUUGGGCUAGCUCUCAAUUUCUCAGUGUUCUACUAUGAGAUUCUGAAUGCAUCAGAAAAAGCAUGCAACAUGGCUAAACAGGCAUUUAAGGAAGCUAUCGCUGAACUGGACACUUUGGGUAAGGAAUCCUACAAGGAUAGCACCCUUAUCAUGCAAUUACUAAGGGACAAUCUCACUCUCUGGACUUCUGAUAUGCAGGAGCAGAUGGACGAGGCUUGAUAUGAAACUGUUCCUCCAGGAGGUGGGCUCAAAUGUCACUCACAGUCCGUAAUCUACAUAUGUGACCGAUAGCUUUUGUAUUUGAUAUAUCCUGCCUACUUUGAUAAUUUUCUUGUUCAACUUUUUGUUUGAUACU
Molecule: messenger RNA, 918 nt
Organism: Lycium ferocissimum
Lineage: Eukaryota; Viridiplantae; Streptophyta; Magnoliopsida; Solanales; Solanaceae
Product: 14-3-3 protein 1-like
Biological process (GO): signal transduction
Cellular component (GO): cytoplasm
Source: RefSeq, a predicted model, not a curated record